This is a messenger RNA of Gossypium raimondii (Peruvian cotton), 1653 nucleotides long. RefSeq names its product linamarin synthase 2-like. The coding region runs from base 140 to 1582 and encodes 480 amino acids. The transcript is spliced from 2 exons. Gene Ontology annotation, molecular function: UDP-glycosyltransferase activity. Lineage: Eukaryota; Viridiplantae; Streptophyta; Magnoliopsida; Malvales; Malvaceae. The record is from RefSeq and is a predicted model, not a curated record.
GGUUUGAUGACACAAGAUUCAGUCAUAUAUAAUACCCAGCACUGGAGGGAAGCAGUUGAUAUUUUCUCAACCAAAAACAUAUUAUCUUCAAUUUUCACUAGCUACUUGACUUCAUUGCUUAAUUAUUAUUUGCAGAAAGAUGGAUUCAAUUAAAUCGCAUGCAGUAUGUCUUCCAAGCCCAGCACAAGGUCAUAUUAACCCCAUGAUGCAACUGGCCAAGCUCUUGCACUCUAGAGGCUUCCAUAUAACCUUUGUCAACUCCAAGUUCAAUCAUAGACGAUUUAUACGGUCUAGAGGGGAAGAAGCUGUUAAGGGUCUGCCUCAUUUCCGGUUCGAAGCCAUACCCGACGGGCUGCCACCUUCCGAUUCUGAUGCGACUCAGUCUGUUCCGGCACUAUGCAAUUCCACACGGAAAAAUUGUUUGGCUCCAUUUCUGGAGCUACUAUCUAAGCUUAAUUCCUCACCCCACCUGCCGCCUGUUACAUGCAUAGUUUGUGAUGGAACCAUGAACUUUGGUACCAAGGCAGCUCAACUCAUUGGGGUGCCUUAUGUUCAACUCUGGACUUCUUCAACCGUUAGCUUUCUGGGAUUUCUGCACUACAAAGAACUAGCUCAAAGAGGCAUUGUUCCAUUCAAAGAUGAACGCUUUGUUAGCGAUGGGACACUUGAGAUGCCCAUUGAUUGGAUCCCUGGUAUGCCUAACAUGCGUCUCAAGGACAUACCAAGCUUCAUAAGAACCACCGACCCUGAUGACUUCAUGUUUAAUUACAUCAUGGAAGUAUCACAAGAAUGCUUAAAUUCAUCUUCAAUAAUCUUCAACACAUUCGAUGACUUGGACAAAGAAGUGCUACAAGUUAUUGCAUCCAAAUCCCCUAAUAUUUAUGCAAUUGGUCCACUCACUUCACUAAGUAAGAACUCACUCGAAAUCCAAUACAACUUAUUAAAUUCAAGCCUAUGGAAGGAAGACACAAGUUGCAUCGAAUGGCUUAACACAAUGGAACCCAAGUCAGUGGUGUACGUGAAUUAUGGGAGUGUAACGGUGAUGUCUAAUCAUCAUCUAAAAGAAUUUGCUUGGGGACUUGCAAACAGUAAAUACCCAUUUUUAUGGGUAGUUAGGCCCGAUCUUGUGAUAGGUGAAUCAGCUAUUUUGCCAAGAGAAUUCUUAGAGGAAAUAAAGGGAAGGGGUUACAUAAUAAGUUGGUGUCCCCAGCAAAAAGUGUUAUCCCACUCGGCGGUUGGCGUUUUCGUCACACAUUGCGGAUGGAAUUCUAUUUUGGAAGCUUUAUCCGAAGGUGUGCCUUUAAUUUGUUGGCCAUUCUUCAGUGAUCAACAAACGAAUUGUCGAUAUGUGUGCACCACAUGGGGCAAUGGCAUGGAAAUCAAUCCAGACAUAAAGCGUGAAAAUGUGGAAGCUCUUGUUAAAGAGAUGAUGGAAGGAGAUAAUGGGCAAAGAAUAAGGCAAAAGGCACUGGAAUGGAAGAAGAAAGCUGAAGCUGCCAUUAGCCUUGGAGGAUCUGUUGUCACCAACUUUGAUAAAAUGAUAAAUGAGGCCUUAAGUCAUGGUCGAGUAGUAAAAUCAUAAUACAAUUGUGUUGUAUGUUGUGUGCAUGUUUUUUUUUCCCAAAAUAAAUUAUUAAAUGUUAGAUUCAUAAA